Biomphalaria glabrata is the source of this 5288-nucleotide messenger RNA. Its product is annotated as epithelial cell-transforming sequence 2 oncogene-like. The record is from RefSeq and is a predicted model, not a curated record. NCBI's taxonomy places the organism in Eukaryota, Metazoa, Mollusca, Gastropoda, Planorbidae. The transcript is spliced from 28 exons. Gene Ontology annotation, molecular function: guanyl-nucleotide exchange factor activity; protein binding. Bases 216 to 3647 code for a protein of 1143 amino acids.
UAAAUAGUUUACAAAUGGCUUCACCAUAGGCAUAGCCAUAUAAAUCUAGAUCUAGAUGUGAGACUAUAUUCAAUCUAGACCUACUCACUUUAGCUACAAAUUAAAGUCCUGACAAAUUAAAAGUUCUUAAUGUUAUCUUGAGUUGAGGGGUCCCAAACGGAGGAUGCAUAUUCUAUUAUUGGCCUGACCAAGUAAAAAGAAAAACAUUUACUGAAAUGGCAGGAAUUCCACAGUUUAAAAAGAAAAUGAAAUUUCAAACUCGACUUGACAUUACAGAUGAUGAUGCAAAGAUUUUAGGUCGCACUACAACAAUGAGGAGAGAAAAGGCUGUAGUUGUGGAGAAGUUUCAAACAUUAAAGAUGAAAACUCAAAACAGUGCCUGGACACCUCUAGUCAAUAAGCCUUCAAAUGAACAGAUUUUUAAAGAACGUCGGAAUUUAGUGUCCCAUUGGUUUGAUCAUUGGACUGAUUCACAGCGAAAGAGAUUUUUGGAUGUUAUUUUUAGACAAUGCAGUAGAUCACAGUACAGCUUUGUUCAGAGAUGGUUUAGUGAGAAUAUGGCAUUGCAACAUUUGGAUUUCACCACUGUGCUUCCUAGAUUUCUCUCUCUGUAUAUUUUCUCCUUCUUGGAGCCUAAGAGCUUGUGUAGAUGUGCACAAGUCAGUUGGCAUUGGAAAUUUCUUUCUGAACAGGAAGUUAUCUGGAUGCCAAAAUGUAUUGGCCUUGGUUGGUUCCUGCCAUACACUCCUGCUGAUAAUGAAUAUGGUGCAUGGAAGAGACAUUAUGUUGCUUGCAUACAUACGCUGGACUAUCAUAUCACAAGAAGUCGUUCUGCAAGUUUAGAUCGAAGUAUUGAAAGCAGACACAAUAGACCCAAAACUCCUGUCAGCCCUGGGCGACUUUCUAGAAUUGAUAGCCGGAGACUGAUGGAUAUUAGACGUCCUUGGCAAGGUCCAGAUUUUAAACCAAAAGAUUUAAUCAAAUCAAGCCUUGCUAUUGCAACAGACCAGAAUGCUAAUGACCCUGUACGACCCUCCUCUGACUUAGUCUUGCAUGACAAAUUUGGAAUAAGGCGCAGUACUCCAAAUAAUACAUUGGCCUCCAAAUCUCUGGACUUUGAAAUUGGCAUGGAUUCUAACAGUCGUAGAGAAAAACACAGAAUUCUAAUGGCUGGUGAAGAGUAUUCCUUGCCUAGGACCAAUAGGUCUACUUUGACUGACUAUUUGACUACUGCUAACCAUGCAGAAAAGAGGCUACAGGAUCUAGUCAACACUACCUGGCUACCCCCAACAGCAUCAGUUAUGAAAAGUUUUAAAGCCACAUCUUGGAAAUCAAAUUCAAAUAAAAUUGGUGGACAUUUUACUUCAGUGAAUCCAAGAGUUAUCAUCAUAUCAUCUCGUAUACCUGCUGCUGAGCUUCUACUGGAUGCUGUUCUCUUUGGAGUAUUGCCAAUUGUUUAUGAGUAUGAAGGAACUACAGCUCAGUCUAUUGUACAACAGGUUGAGUCAGUCUUAGAAGGAAGAAAUGCACAGAGCAUUGGUCUAUUUUGUCAUUGUGAUGAGCCAAGUGAACUAAAGCUUGCUCAUGGCUGUACAGUCAACUUAGUCACACUGGCAGAUGAAGAGGAUACACAGGCUAAAGAUUUUUUUGAGGCCCUGGCCAAUCAUGUCUUGCCUGUUGACAUGGGUGGCCAGUUUGACUUAUUUGUUCCCUUAGCUUGCUCAGAGGAAGGCAUGGAACUAAUGGUACAGUUGAGUUUAUUGACCAGUAUGCAGUAUUCCUCACCAACUGGACUAGUUGGUACUUACAAUCACAUCAACACAGAAUGGCUGAUUUCUUAUGAAGGCAACAAGCAGCCACCUGGUGUUUACUUUUGCCAAAGUAAAUUGAAUGUGUGGAGCACUGUAGCUGACCAGGCCCUGGAGGCAGUGAGAGAUAUAAGAACCCUCAUGGAUCCAUAUUUUGACAAGCUUCAUCGCAAUAUAUCAGCUCAGUUAACAGGUCAGUUAGUAUUUGAUGUGUUAGGUCAGACUGACAUACAAGGUGUUUCAAACAUCACUGAUGCUCUAAGAGAUGGUCUGAAAGCAUUAGGAGAGUCACCUAGCACUUCUCAUCCACUGAAGUUCCUGGGUCGUUACUUGCUACAGAGAGCAGGCAUAAAUACUGAAAACAUGGGACUCACUACACUACUACAGAAACCUGUUGAAAAUCUGAGCCACUUUUUAAAAGAAUCUGAAGAUUAUGAGGAAAGAAAAGUGUCUGAGAUGGGGGAAGAGAGAGGCAGAGCCAUUGCAGCUAAUGAAUCGGAGGAUAGAGGCCUUACAGAUGAUGAAGGUAGCCUAGCAACAGACAGGAGAGAAACUGUGGAUCACACAGAAGAUGAAAGUAGCCUUGCGACAGACAGGAAGGAAAUCAGAGAGUAUGAUGAGGAGGAUGAGAAUUUGGCAACAGAUAGGAGGGAAGAUGAAGAAAAUUUGAAAGAUUCCUUGCAAGAAAAAGAUAGCAACAAACUUAGCAGAAGUUCACACCAGGAGACUAUUGACUUGAGUGUCAGAUAUGGAACAAUGAGAGCAAGCAAAAGUCAACGACUGACACCUGAACAAUAUGCUAGACAUCCUGAAAAAAGAACACCUGUAGCCUUUGAACUUCUCACCAGUGAAACAGAAUAUAUGAGAACCCUCAAGUCAGUGUAUGAUGUGUAUGUGAAACCUCUGAAAUCAGCCAUUGCUUCUAACAGGGCCAUAAUUAGUGGUCAGAAUGUGCAGAUUAUAUUUACAGACAUAAUGAAUAUCUACAAAAUCAGCAGAGAGUUGGAGGAAGACUUGAGGAAUAAACUGGCCGACUGGGACUAUCAACACACUUGCAUUGGAGAUGUCUUCAUCAGGUUCUGCACCAAGCUGAAAGCUUACACCAAUUUCACAAACAACUAUGAGGUCAUUCUCAGGGCAAUAGAAAGAUGUAAGGAGCAGACGCCAGCUUUCAGAGCCUUUCUUCAAAGACAUGAGAGGGUACCAGAGACACGCAUGUUGAUGCUGCAAGAAAUACUUCUGCUGCCUGUGAAUAGAAUCUCAGAGUAUGUGAAACUGUUGACCUGGUUUGAACUGCACACGCCCAGAACUCAUCCAGACCGCCAAGACCUAGCGAAUGCUAUCAACACGCUCACUGAACUAGACAGAGGAAUACGAGAGUGUAAGGUCAGGAUGGAGAGAGAAAAGCAGUUGGUGUCCCUGACUAGAAAAAUACUGAAUUGCCCUGCUUUACUUGAAGCAAACAGAUACCUGAUAAACCAUAUAGAUGUCGCUCAGCUGAGAGCACCCACAGAGUCUUCUGUACCAGAGUUUAGAUCUUUCCAAGAAAUAGCCAUGUUAGGAUUGUAUCUGUUCAAUGAUGCCUUAUUGAUUACAAGAAGAACAUCCAAACAUUUCCCAUUCAGCCGAGCUGUUGAGUUUAUCUACAAGUAUGAAACCAGUAUGAGUCUAAUACGCAUGAAAGUGGUAGACAUGCCAGAUUCCAAAUAUGUGAAAAAUGGUUUUAGUGUGGAGACACCCAAACAGAAUGUGAUUUGUGCAGCAGACACAGCCGAGCAGAAGUUUAACUGGGUCAGCAUUCUGGACAAAACUAUCAGAGCAGCCAUUGAAAGAAAAUAAUUAUUUUUAAUUAUAAUUACUCUCUUAAUGUACAGUCUGCCAGUAUUUAUUAACAGUGUCAAGGUAAACUUUAUUUUGUCUUGUUCCUGAACAGCAUUAAAUAGUUAUGUUUAGAAAAGUAGGUAGAGAGAGUAGAAAAUGGAGAAUUGAAUUUGUGUAGGUCAGGGUUGCUGUCAGUUAUUUAAUUUUAUACAUGUCUGACAUUCCUUUAGAAAUGAAGAUUAUUGCCCCAUAAACCAAUCUUCUGAAGGACUGGAUUGAGGUUUGAAUUCAUAACCUUUAUGAUCAGACUUAUUUACAGCUAUCAUCAUUGUCUGGUCAUAUUGAUUAUAGAAACACUACUGUGGGGGUGACUAUGUUGUGAUAAGGCUGGUCAGGGCGCACAAAGUACUUGACAUCAUUAAGGACUUAAGAGGAUAAAAGAAACAGAUUUUCAAAGCAAGGAUUCAACUCCUUGGCCAUCUUUUUGUUGACAGAUGUUGAGACUUUGAUACUGACAGAGUAACAUAAUUAGCAGUGUGAUAUAUGUUAUUUUAAAAUGUAUUUAUUCUUUUCCUCCGCAACUUGUGAUAUUUAGUUAUGUAAUACUUCAUUUCUUGGUGCUUAUUUUUGUUAGAAUUAUUUGAUGUACAGUAUGUAGACUAGAUACUUGUAAUUUUCCAUAAAACUAUGUAAUGAAUGUUAUUAUUGCAUACAAAUGAAAUAUUAAAAAAAAAGAAAACUUAUGUAAACAUUUUUUAAGCUCUCCUUUGUCCUAUUUAUAUAAUUAAUAAUAAGAUUUUAAUUUUGGAUUUGUUUUUCAAAUGAAUAAACAAAUAGAUAUCACUGAUAACGGAAUUAAUGUGAUUUGUUUUAAAAUGUGAUACUACAUUUACUAUAAAAUAAAAUGUUGCAUUUUAUUUAUUACAAAAUGUGGAUAUUUCCUUUACUACAAAAUGUGAUAUUUCAUUUAUUAUAAAAUCUGAUAUUUCCUAUAUUAUAAAAUGUGAUAUUUCAUUUUUUUUUACCAAAAAUGUGAUCCAUUGUUUCAAAAUUCUUAUAUAAAAAUUUUCAUUGAUCAGAAAGGUUUUAUUUCUUAUUAGGACCAUUUUGCAUAGAAAUAUAAAUUUUUAAAAAUAUCUGUGAUAACCUUAAUAAACUAACUAUUGGAUUGGAUAAUAUGUGACUAUGUAAAUAAGUGUUUUUAAUUAAUUAUAAAAUACUUGUUAUUUAAAUAAUUAAUAUUGUCAUAUCAAACAUUGCACUUAUCCUUUAUUUGUUAAAUGAAGGACUCUGCGAUAAUAAUAAUAAUUAUUAUUAUUAUUUAUAAUAAUAUGAUUUGCAAUACUCUUUAAUUCUUUUAACUUUUUACAAGGUAAUCAAACAAACCUAUAUUUAAAAGUAUAUAGAUCUGAUUACAUCCGCAGUUUCAAUGAUAUCACAUUCAUUCUAUAUCAUUUGUGUAAUCUGAUAGUGAUUCUGUAGGGUGGUGUUGGCCUUGAGUUAUAGCUCUUCUUUUUUUAAAGCAAGAGUUACUUUUUUUGUUAGAUAUCAUUUAUUAGAAUAUGCAUUAAAUUCAAGAAAAAUAAUAUCCUUAUAUAUAUAUCUAUCUAUCUCUCCCUAUAUAUAUAUAUAUAUAUAUAUAUAUAUAGGCCUAUAUAU